AUGGCUCGAACGCGAACUGGGUUUAUCCAACGACGAGGACCCACAAUCGUACGACAACCUCGCAGCGGUACCACUGGUCGGCCUGUUGACUUAAAUGCUGCGAUAGCUAUGGCCUUGAGACAUGGACUACUUGUGAUCGAUCCCCGUCAAAAUCGAGUGGAUGAGCGGGAGCCCAAUAUGUCACCUCAGGAUGAAUACUCUACGGACCAUUUCCACCAACACGAACCACCUCAACAUCAAGACUCACCCCUUCCAGACGAUUUCAUCACCCAGUAUGCCAUGAGAAGAGAUCGACUUUCGAAUGCCUGGAAAUCAAUCGAAAAAUCCAUCACAGCGGCCUUCUUUGUUUGCCAGUACCACACUAAAAACUGGACUGCUUCAACAACUUACCUGGAACCGUUAGAAGAAUGUGACUGUCCUAAUACCCGAAAGCGAUCGGUUGAUUUGAUACAUACACAUGACCGAUUUCAUCGUCAAGAAAUUGAAUUUUGCUCUUGCAUUCCCGACGCCAUUCGCUUGAUCCACCUUGGAUACAUCCCUGCUUCUCCCACAACACCCCGCACCGCUUUUGCUAUCCCGCUUGUUCAGCUCUACCAGCAUUUAUGGAACGAGUCCGCAAUUCCUUACACCUCAUUUAUCAGUGGCAUCAUGUACCAUCAAGAUACCCGAUCAAGGGAAAGCAUGUAUGCUCGAAGCCGAAACCAGAAUCCACGUGAAUUGCGAAUUCCCUUCUCACAAGCAAUGGACAUGUACGGUAGGAUCCAAACACUUCACAAAGAUCUGAUUACAGUCUCUCUUGGCCUGAAAACUCAGGAUCAUUGGGCAGCAAAGUGCCCUGCAUGUUUUGGGCCUGAAUCACCGGAUGAAGAGAGUUCAACUGGGAUUGGUGAAGCAUAUGCCAUAGUCGCCAUGGAUGGUAACUUUCAACACCGGCACCACAAGUUUGCAAGUAACGAUGUCCCCACUGAAGCCGAUUACCCUUCUAACUUUAUCCCACCUUCCGAAAUCAACACUCACGAGGCUCAAUGCCAAUCAACUGACCAAGUUACUUCAUGCUCAGAUGCCCACAAGGCCGCAAAUGAUGUACGAAAUUCUGCAUCCUGGGACAAGUUUGACGAUACUGGUCUAUUUGGUAGCUGCUGUCGACAUGAUAUCCCUCUCAAGCUCAACAAUAUACAGCAUGGUGGUGAGAAGCUCUACUACCCUGUUAGUAUAAUUGACAAUAUCCUGAAGGCCUUCCCUACCAAAAAGUUUGGGUUACUCUAUGAUAUUGGUUGCCACCUGGAUGCACAUGUAAAAAAGCGUGAUCUGUUGGGAAAUGACCUUGAUCGAGUUUAUUUUGGUACAUCUGUGUUCCAUGCGUAUGUACACAACUGGGACUGCCAAAUAAAGUACAAUCCAAGGUAUAACUCCAACUGGGGCCUGUCAGAUGGGGAAGGCAUGGAGCGUCUUUGGUCACAAUUAUCUGAUAUGGUGGGACCCCUAAGGAAUGCAACUCGCAUUCACCGUCUGCAAGCCAUUGGAAGACAGUGUGACUAUUAUAAUGAGAAGCUAAAACUUUCCCUUUGUGAGUGGAUGAAUCGACGUCUCGAUCAAGCACACAAUUCAAUAAUCGAGUGUACCACCAAACUUAAUAGCAUCUGCAACCAAAGCAACCCAUUUUCUGAAGGGGGUGAGAAUUACACUCAGGAUUUUUUUCAGCAGCAGUGGGUUCUUGAGCGUGCAUAUUAUCAAAACCGAAACAACGAAAAAGCACAGCAGAAAUUGGAACUGGGACGUUUGCUCACUUUAGAAGAAGACCUGAAUACUGCUUGGGACAUUCUUCCCCUAACCCCUGAGGAUGCACUGGCACGAGUUACAACAAUCAGUGAUAUUCAGGCUCAAAUCGAGCAGCAGCGACAACGGGUUGGGGCUAAUCAAGUUCUUGAAGGGGUCAGCCGUGCCCAUGAGGCUUUAUUCUUGAAGGUCUGGUGGGCAAAAACUGAUCUGAGGCGCAAAUACCUGGCCCUCCUUGAGGAGAAGAGGCCUCUGGAUGCAGUACGCAUGGGUACUGCUUCAAAGCUAGGAACUGAUGGGAAAGAAAAACUUAUAAAUUCAAUUCGCAAGAAAACAUUGGCCCUUCAAACUGUUGUCAACACUUACAACCGGAAUCUGUCUGCUUUCCAUACUGCUUUUCCCAACCGUCCUAUCCUGCAGGAAGUAGUUUAUGAUACAAUACUCCAAAUGGAACCUGACAAUAUAUUCUGGAUUGAUGGAGUUUUCACUAAUCACAAUGAGCCAUGGGCCAUUGAUCCAGACACUCAAGACGGUAUGAGACUUGUUGCCCGCCAACAGAGAGCACAUGAGGAGACUUGUCGAAUUGGCCGAGAGAUGCGACGGUUGAUACGUUGGGCAGUCAUAGAGCACCAACGGAUUAUUCCACUUAUGUUUGGACUAGCCUCACAGUCUGAAUUGGUGAACACUCGACUUCAGCCAGCGUUAACACACUCUAUGUUACAAACCCUGUCAACUGAGGAUCAAUUAGAUUUCAUGAAAGCAAUUCUACACAACCACUUCAUCACUCUAUCCACCCUGCAGCUUGUUUGGAAUAAAAACGUAGAACACAUCCUUUUCAACACAGGACCUUACGAGAACGACGGUGAACUAUUCCGAUGUUGGAACGAACAGGUACUUCGCUUGUCCUUUUUGAAACAAACUGGUAACUUAUCUAAGGUUUCCGGGGACUUUGACAACGCCAUUGGUAACAACUUGGACAACAUUGAUGAAUCAGUAAUGCGGGAUUUCCUGGCCCAAGACUUCGAAAUUACCGCUCCUGAAAACACCGACGUCGACGAGGACCCCAACAUGAACUUGCUCAACCUCCCUGGAAAUAUACCUGGUGACUCUAAUAAUGGUCUGAAUAUGAUGGAUCAUUUUGAGGGCGCGCUAGAGGCAGAUGAACUCAAUCAAAUGUUUGGAAGUAACCUUCACAUCAACUAA
Molecule: messenger RNA, 2979 nt
Organism: Puccinia graminis f. sp. tritici CRL 75-36-700-3
Lineage: Eukaryota; Fungi; Basidiomycota; Pucciniomycetes; Pucciniales; Pucciniaceae
Exons: 8
Coding region: 1-2979 (992 amino acids)
Source: RefSeq, a predicted model, not a curated record